Messenger RNA from Lachancea lanzarotensis, 990 nucleotides. Its product is annotated as LALA0S11e02520g1_1. Lineage: Eukaryota; Fungi; Ascomycota; Saccharomycetes; Saccharomycetales; Saccharomycetaceae. The transcript has a single exon. Gene Ontology annotation, molecular function: peptidyl-prolyl cis-trans isomerase activity; RNA binding. Gene Ontology annotation, cellular component: nucleus. Bases 1 to 990 code for a protein of 329 amino acids. Gene Ontology annotation, biological process: protein peptidyl-prolyl isomerization. The record is from RefSeq and is a predicted model, not a curated record.
AUGAGUGUACUUCUGGAGACGACUGUAGGGGAUUUGGUAAUCGACGUUGAUUUCGAAAAGUAUCCGGUCGAAGCCUUCAAUUUCAUCAAGCAAUGCAAAAGCGGCUUCCUCAAAUAUCAAUGUUUCUACAACCUAAAUAAAGACUAUUCCAUAGAGUGCGGUGAUGCCUUGGUUGGUAACGAAUUGCGAAGUUCGCUUAGAGUCCACAACUGUUCCAUCGGCGGUCUUCUAAAUGUAGAAAAAGAGAUGUCUGACACAGCGCUCAAGUCUUCUCAGGAAUAUCUAAAAACAAGAAAGGCCGAACUCGGGGACGUUGGGUACCUCACGUCGCUCUUGGAGGAUAAAGUGCCUGUGGUGGGUUCUAGAUUUAUAAUAGCGUUGGCAGAUACUACUAGUCCCUAUGACGACACAGUUUUUUUUGGUAAAAUAGCUCCGGAGAGUUUACCAGUGCUAAAACUUUGGGGAACAAAGCAGAUCGAUACCUCUAAAAGACCAGAAGUCGACAUACGCAUCAAAGUGGCACAUGUACUGCAUGAUCCGUUUCCUGAUCCAAACGGAUUCCACAAGUUUGACGUGAGUCUUCCCCAUGGCGACGUUAGACUACCGCCAGAUAUCAAGGUCGAAGCUGGUAAGGAAACUUCAGAACAUAAACGUGCGAUGCAGAUGCGUAGCACAGAAAUGACACUUGAAAUCUUGGGCGAUAUUCCGUAUGUGGGAAUCAAGCCUUCGGAAAGGGUGCUUUUCGUCUGCAAGCUCAACAAAAUGACACGCGCUAAGGAUUUAGCCAUCAUAUUUCACCGAUUUGGAUCCAUCGAAACUAUAGAAAUUGUACACGACAAAGAAACAGGGUCAUCUCUGGGCUAUGGAUUCAUUGAGUUCAGCCACAAGAGGUCUUGCGAAAUGGCCUUUUCCAAGAUGGAUGGGGUCCUGAUCGAUGAUCGCAGGAUACAUGUUGACUUUUGUCAAAGUGCUAAGAAACUGGCUUACUAA